Caenorhabditis elegans is the source of this 425-nucleotide messenger RNA. It is a transcript of the gene F36H9.4, whose product is annotated as TIL domain-containing protein. Lineage: Eukaryota; Metazoa; Nematoda; Chromadorea; Rhabditida; Rhabditidae. The record is from RefSeq and is marked reviewed. The transcript has 4 exons. Bases 105 to 341 code for a protein of 78 amino acids.
AAGUGUAACAGGUUACUGCGCCCAAUGUCUUCAAUUUUUCAUUUUUAUUAUUUCCCUACUUUGUUCUUUUAUUUUCUUUCAAUAAAAGGGGGUUUCAAAUUACUAUGAAUUUUUGGACGAUCUGCCUCUCAAUCUUCAUCCUGUUCGCUUCAGUUUUGGCAGCACCGAAAAAAUGCGGACCAAAUGAGGAUUUCAAAGAGUGCGGAACUGCUUGUGAAGCCAACUGCGCCGAAGGACACGUGAUGUUCUGCACAAUGCAAUGCAUUGUAAACGUGUGCCAGUGCAAGGAUGGUUUCUUCCGUAACAAGGAUAAGAAAUGUGUUCCACGCAACAAAUGCUAAGCUCAAUUUCAUUAUAUGUUCCUUAUAAAUUUCACAAACUAUUCAAUUUUAAUUCAGCUUGCAAAUAAACCAUUUUUUAAUUUG